This is a messenger RNA of Zasmidium cellare ATCC 36951, 711 nucleotides long. RefSeq lists its product as uncharacterized. The transcript has a single exon. Gene Ontology annotation, cellular component: mitotic spindle; DASH complex. NCBI's taxonomy places the organism in Eukaryota, Fungi, Ascomycota, Dothideomycetes, Mycosphaerellales, Mycosphaerellaceae. Bases 1 to 711 code for a protein of 236 amino acids. Gene Ontology annotation, biological process: mitotic cell cycle. The record is from RefSeq and is a predicted model, not a curated record.
AUGUCCAAGGGCGACAUUCCAAACAUCGCCAAGCUCCAGCUCGAAGAACCCGACGAGGACCUCUUCGCGUCGCCCAACAGCGGCGCAACGACGCAAAAGCACACGCCUAGCUCCAAUGCGUCGUCCGUACAGAAGCCACAUGCACCGAAGCAGUCCAAGCAGGAUAUCGAGGAUGCGCGCAAUGCGCAACUACAAGCCGAGCUGGAGAAAGUCCGCGAGGUCAAUCGCGUGAUCGAGGGCGUGACGGCAUCUCUAACCAAGGCGAAAGAUAAUAUGGAGACUGUAAACCGCACUGUCAACGACGCAUCGACUCUGCUUGCGACCUGGACGAGGAUACUAUCCCAGACAGAACACAAUCAGAGACUGAUCCUCGACCAGCAGUGGCAGGGCGCGACAAGGGACGUGGAGGAUAUGGAGAAUGAGGAGGCGAGAAAGGCGCAGGACGCUGAGAGGAGGGCUAUGGAGGAGCAGCGCAGACGGGAGGAGGCACAGCGGAAGGCGGAAGAGGAGGAGAGAAAGAGAGCUGCUGUUGAGGAUAAGCGGGCGAGGGCUGGAUUGAGCAGGACGAGGAGCACGAGGGGGACCUCGAGUUCGACGAGAGGGACUGCGGGUACGGCUGGUAGAGGGCGAGGGACAACUGGUGCAACGAGGGGCACGAGCAGCUAUGGAAGAGUGUCGAGUACUAGGGGAAGAGGAAGAGGCUUGGGAUGA